AUGCAAGAAGUGCUGCAGCAUGUCACAGUGAAUGCUGAUGGAAAGGUGAAUUUGAGUGAAUUCAUGUAUCGAGUCAAAACUGCCCAGUCCACAGCCCAAGGAGCAGAAAAAGCUGCUCAUGCUCCUGGACAUGUUCCCAAAGCCAGCUUGCUGAACUCUCUGCCAAUGAACAUGGUGCCGAAAUCCCUCCCAGGGAAGACAACCAGGGAACGUUCACACAUCGCUCAGAAGAGAAUUAAGUGCAAAGCAGCAAAGAAUUUGACAAAGAAACAACUGGAAGCAUUCUCCGAUGCUUUCAACUUCUUCCCUAAAGACCCAGAUGGCAAUAUUAACCUUCGCAGCCUGCAAAAGACCGCUAAGGAGCUGGGGAUUAGCUUAACCCGUCAAGAGGCGAACGAUGAGCUGCUGUACGCAGAUGCUGACAGAGAUGGCAAGGUGAACUUCUCUGACUUUCUGACCAUUGUUACUGACAACAAGCGUUUCAUGCAGGCAAUAGUCCCACAGAAAAAUUAUACAGGCAACUUUGACUCUGUCAAUGCCUCAGGGAUCCUGCUCUUUGAAGUCUUGUCAAAACUGGUGGAGUUGGCUGCUCUGCCCCAGAGAACUCUGCUUGAGAUUGUCAGGUACUACCGGCAGAAGUUUGUGAACUGCACUGGCCAAAAAGCCUGGAAGGAUUCUGACAGCUUAAUGUAUUGUAGAAAGAACCAUCGCAAAAUUAGAAAGGAUCAGGCUUAUGUAUCUUCCUUUGUAAAUGCUGCUCGCCUCUCCUUCAUGAAUGAUAAAGACUUAGCAGCUUAUGUGGAGAGCCUUAAAGCGUGUGUACCCCUUUCAGACAGCCCUUAUGCUCAGGUACCCAUCUUUCCGCUGAUUCCUAAACAAGAGGCAGUGGUAGCGGGAAGGCCAAAAAAAGAUUUGCAAAAGCUGGAGAGGCAGAGAAGGAAUGAACCAAUAGCUUCGUUUGAGAACCACUUCUUCCAUAAGAGAAACUGGGUACAGGAGGUAGCUGCACUGAAGCUUCCUGCUCACUUCAAAAAGCAGAGAAUCUCCCCUAGAGUCAACUCAGAGGUCCUGAACAAACCUUGUCACCUGAGAGCGAACAAACUGGACAAGAUACAAGCUGACAUGGACAGGGCAACCCAGCUGUACAGGCAGAGCCUGGCCCUGCACGAGCGCGCCAGGCUGCUGAAGCUGUGGCGGAGGAUCCGCGGCGGCCAGAUCGGCCUGGAGACGGGCAGCGAGCGCUUCCACCACAUCUUCUCCGUCUACUCCUGGUCCUGGAACGUGCGCCAGGAGCUGGUGACACCCGACGACCUCCGCAAGGUGGAUAACGAGCUCUACCGCCGCUCGCGGGGCUCCAGCGCCAGGGCGAGCCGGGCCGCGGCGCGGCGGAAGGGGCCUGCCGUGCGCCGCGGGCAAUAA
This is a messenger RNA of Rhea pennata, 1419 nucleotides long. RefSeq names its product EF-hand calcium binding domain 3 (gene EFCAB3). The record is from RefSeq and is a predicted model, not a curated record. The transcript has 11 exons. The coding region runs from base 1 to 1419 and encodes 472 amino acids. Gene Ontology annotation, molecular function: calcium ion binding. NCBI's taxonomy places the organism in Eukaryota, Metazoa, Chordata, Aves, Rheiformes, Rheidae.